GUCUUCCUCACCCACCCCCUUUCUCUCCGUCUCCCUCGUCCCUACACCUCCAGUCUGCUUCUGUUGUCUCGGCGGAUUGUUGGGCUUGUGGGAGAGAAAGGAUAUCGCGAGUAUUGGAGUUUUGGUGAGAGUUUGUUGAAGAUGGCGCCUGUUGUGACAGGGAAGUUCGGGGAGCGCCCUCAGCCACAGCGCCUAACAAGAGAAGCGAUGAGGAAUUACCUGAAGGAGCGAGGUGACCAAACUGUCAUGAUCCUGCACGCAAAAGUUGCACAGAAAUCCUACGGCAAUGAGAAAAGGUUUUUCUGCCCUCCUCCCUGUGUUUACCUGAUGGGCAGUGGCUGGAAGAAAAAGAAGGAGCAGAUGGAACGAGACGGCUGCUCCGAGCAGGAGUCGCAGCCCUGCGCCUUCAUUGGCAUCGGAAACAGCGACCAAGAAAUGCAGCAGCUGAACUUAGAGGGAAAGAAUUAUUGCACAGCCAAAACCUUGUACAUAUCCGACUCCGACAAGAGAAAGCACUUCAUGCUGUCCGUCAAGAUGUUCUACGGCAACAGCGCCGACAUCGGCGUCUUCCUCAGCAAGAGGAUCAAAGUCAUCUCCAAGCCUUCAAAAAAGAAGCAGUCCCUCAAAAACGCAGACUUGUGUAUCGCAUCAGGGACCAAGGUGGCGCUCUUCAACCGGCUUCGGUCCCAAACGGUCAGCACACGCUACCUCCACGUGGAGGGCGGCAACUUUCACGCCAGCUCCCAGCAGUGGGGCGCCUUCUACAUCCACCUGUUGGAUGACGAGGAGUCAGAAGGAGAGGAGUUCACUGUGAGAGACGGUUACAUCCACUACGGUCAGACAGUCAAGCUGGUGUGCUCGGUCACGGGCAUGGCGCUUCCCAGACUGAUAAUCCGUAAAGUGGACAAGCAGACGGCGCUGCUGGACGCCGACGACCCAGUCUCCCAGCUACACAAGUGUGCCUUCUACCUGAAGGACACGGAACGCAUGUACCUGUGCCUUUCCCAAGAAAGGAUCAUCCAGUUUCAAGCCACUCCAUGCCCAAAGGAACCAAACAAGGAGAUGAUCAACGACGGCGCCUCCUGGACAAUCAUCAGCACAGACAAGGCCGAAUACACUUUCUACGAGGGCAUGGGCCCUGUGCACUCACCUGUCACCCCUGUGCCUGUGGUAGAGAGCUUACAGCUUAACGGCGGUGGAGAUGUCGCCAUGUUGGAGCUGACGGGACAGAACUUCACUCCAAAUCUGCGGGUCUGGUUCGGAGACGUUGAGGCAGAGACGAUGUACAGGUGUGCGGAGAGCAUGCUGUGCGUAGUGCCCGACAUUUCGGCUUUCCGCGAGGGCUGGCGCUGGGUGCGGCAGCCGGUCCAGGUGCCCGUCACGCUGGUUAGGAAUGACGGCCUCAUCUACUCCACCACACUGACCUUCACUUACACGCCGGAGCCAGGGCCGCGGCCCCACUGCAGCGCCGCCGGAGCCAUCCUGCGGGCCGGAAACUCCAGCCUGCUCAGCAACAGCAGCAGCCAGGACGCUGGCUCUGGCGUCUACGGCCCCAACAGCACCUCCAACGCGGGAGUCACGUCCUCGUCCUCCACCGCCGCGGCCGCUGUGGUCUCCUAACGCACACCGGGGGGGGCCACAACACAAUAUGCCUUGAGAGGAAACGUAUCACAAGGCGUAUAAAGACUAUGGGAAAUUAUAAACAAAAAAAAAACUGACUCACUCUUUAAGUGCUGCGUUUGGAUUUUGGAUACAAAGGAGCUGAAAUUGGCAGGAGAAGGGAGCAAACGCAGGGAAAUAUCUGAAGGAGGAGCAACAUUACAACGUUUUCAGCAAAUGGGAAUACGCGGAAGAAAAAAAAAGUGCUCCUUGCCACGCUCCCCUCCCGUGGUUACUUUAGGGACCUGCCUUUCCAGUUUGUGGUGCUUAGAAUGAGAGAAGUUCCUGCAGGCUCAGAGUACCAGCACCUUUCUACGGGGGGGGAAAAAAAACCACAACAACAAUACAUCCAUUGUGUACAAAAUAUUCUCUUGAGAGGAAAAGUAUAUUUUUUGCACCGCCCAAAGCCCCUCCCACUUUUUGUUUAUAAAUAUUUCUUUUUUUUUUUUUUUUUUUUUUGCCUUCUUUUGUGGUUCCCUAAAGGGCGGCUGGAUGUAAUGUUGUUGGAGGGAGCGCAAGGAUGCAGAGGGACACACAGAAAACAUGACGAUGAAAUAGUUUUUAUGGACCAAGGAUCUUGUAUAAGCUUUAGUAAAGGUACAUUUUUCUCCAUACCUUUUUUGUAUUAAACAUAUAGUACACUUUUGUUACCAAAUAGUUUCUAUUCUUCCUCUGAGCCCGGGCUUUGUUUCCCCCCUUUUUCAAGGUCCAAAAAACCCGGCCUGUAUGUUAUUGUGACCUUACAAAACGCCUGCUUUUUCAGUCUUUGGACUGACCUUUUUGUUGUUUUGAUACUCUUUGCUUCUUCUCUUGGGGAAAAAAAAUCUGAAGUCUGGGUUGUUUAUUUACAUCAGCAAAGUUGUUUUUUUUUUGUUUUUUUUUUAAAUGGGGAUUAACCUCAGAGGGCCUAUGUUUUGUUAUUGGUUUUUUUAUGAAGUCUUUAAAAAGAAAAGCUUUAAGCAACGCCUCUGCCUUGCCUGCAAUACUCAACAUGUGCGCUACGUCUCCUUAUACACAUCAGUACAUCUCACACGGAGCCAUAGCAACGUUUGCAGAAAACGUCAGAAAGUAGACUUCCACGGUUACAAAAACAAGUCAUCUUUAAUGUACUUCAAAGAUAGCCUUAGUACUGUUUAUUCUUACUGUGCACACAGUCAGAAGGGUCACAUAUCUACAGUCAUAUCCUGUAAUCUGUCGCUCUAUUGGUCACUGUUAACGCAUCAGAUAACGUCGGGAAACCUAGCGAGGUGUCUUCCAAGUGUGUGCUGUACUUCUUCUGGCAUUUAACUCCAAAAAGACUUUUCAAUUUGAUGUGGCCUUACUGAUAACUUUAAUUACUACAAAAAAAAACAACAUCCUUCAUGCUCUCUUAUCUGCUGUUUACUCACCAUGGAAGAACCUGUGCAUAGCACAAAAACAAAAAACAAACGCCUCGCUUCCUAUCACAGGAGCUCUGCUGUUCCCCGAGCUCAUCGCUGCAGCUUCACUCUAAAGCAGCCUUCUGAAGGACAUCUACGCCUUCUUUUGAUGGUGUACAAGUACAACUACACCCGUCUUUUUUUAUUAUUAUUCUCAUGCGGUGCCCAGCACCUUUUCACUUUUGGUACAACGUCUCACGAGCGCCGUAAAAGCUCUUUUCAGCCUUCUUUUUUAAGAAAACAAACAAAAAAAAAAUCUCCUGUAGUUUUAUUAUCUUUGCAGAAAAAAAAAACAAACAAAGCAUGUGUUCAUUGUUAAACUCGCUGUCCGAGUUAGUUGCACUCAUUCGUAUCCAUGGCGACUGCUGCGUGUCCUGCAGGAGCAUAAAGGCCUUUAAAUGUGUAUUGUCGAGGAUGUGCGUUUCCCAAACAUAACAGCAAUAUUGUACAUGUCAUUUCAUUGUCUUAGUCCGCCUGAGCACUAGUUCACCAGCCAGCAAAUCUGUAUGUGUGUGCGUGUGAGUGUGUGUGUGUGCGUGUGUGUAUGAGUGUAUGAGUGUCAUAUGUAGUUGCUGUAAUGGAAUGAGUCAGACUCGCUCCAUUUUAAAGAGUGCUCUCCAAAAACAAAGAAAAACCUUGAGAUUCUUCCGGGGGUUUUCUGUCUUCCACCACGAUCCAAAAUGUCUGAUGAUUUUGGAUAAACAUUUUAAGGCAAUACUUGUGAAUUUUGAAGUAUUACAGUACGACUGUAUACACAACCGGCAAAACAAAAUGAACAACGAGACUGUAACUUGAAUGUCUGCUGAAAAUGAAGUAUUUUCUUCUUCCAAACAAAAAAACCCUUGAAAUAGGAACAAAAAAGGAUUCGCUUGCACCCUACCAAUGUAAAAGAAAUAGAUUAAGUUAUGCCCCCUUUACACUACCCUCGCCCACCUGUCAGUCAUUAAUGUUAAAUGUUUUAUAUUGUAAAAUUGAUAUUUUUUAAAUUAUUGGUACAAAGUCUCCCCCUUGUCUUACGUCAAAAGAAAAAAAAAAAAAGAAGAAAA
Messenger RNA from Labrus mixtus (cuckoo wrasse), 4123 nucleotides. It is a transcript of the gene rbpjb, whose product is annotated as recombination signal binding protein for immunoglobulin kappa J region b. The record is from RefSeq and is a predicted model, not a curated record. The coding region runs from base 142 to 1620 and encodes 492 amino acids. Gene Ontology annotation, molecular function: DNA-binding transcription activator activity, RNA polymerase II-specific; RNA polymerase II cis-regulatory region sequence-specific DNA binding. The transcript is spliced from 11 exons. Gene Ontology annotation, cellular component: nucleus; MAML1-RBP-Jkappa- ICN1 complex. Gene Ontology annotation, biological process: Notch signaling pathway; regulation of transcription by RNA polymerase II. Lineage: Eukaryota; Metazoa; Chordata; Actinopteri; Labriformes; Labridae.